Budorcas taxicolor (takin) is the source of this 2274-nucleotide messenger RNA. RefSeq names its product isocitrate dehydrogenase (NADP(+)) 1 (gene IDH1). The record is from RefSeq and is a predicted model, not a curated record. Gene Ontology annotation, biological process: isocitrate metabolic process. Gene Ontology annotation, molecular function: isocitrate dehydrogenase (NADP+) activity; magnesium ion binding; NAD binding. Lineage: Eukaryota; Metazoa; Chordata; Mammalia; Artiodactyla; Bovidae. Gene Ontology annotation, cellular component: cytosol; peroxisome; mitochondrion. The transcript is spliced from 10 exons. The coding region runs from base 195 to 1439 and encodes 414 amino acids.
GUUCUGGGUUUCUGCUGAGGCCCGGUGAGAAGCCGGAACAGCUGGGGUCCAGCCGGGAUUGCCAGAGUGGACACUGAGUGACUGUGCUCCCGAGUCAUCGCCAACGUACCUUCCCCGCAGGAGGUAAGCUGAGUCUGCGAGACUGAGAGGAGUUGGGGUGAUUAGAAAUUGUAAAGAGGUUUAUUAAAGUCAACAUGUCUCACAAAAUCCAAGGCGGAUCUGUGGUAGAGAUGCAAGGAGAUGAAAUGACACGAAUCAUUUGGGAGCUGAUUAAAGAGAAACUCAUUUUUCCCUACGUGGACCUGGACCUGCACAGCUACGAUUUAAGCAUAGAGAAUCGCGAUGCCACCAAUGACCAGGUCACCAAGGACGCUGCAGAAGCUAUAAAGAAGUACAACGUUGGUGUCAAGUGUGCCACCAUCACCCCCGAUGAGAAGAGAGUGGAGGAGUUCAAGCUGAAACAAAUGUGGAAGUCUCCGAAUGGCACCAUCCGAAAUAUCCUGGGUGGCACUGUCUUCAGGGAAGCUAUUAUCUGCAAAAAUAUUCCCCGGCUCGUGAGCGGAUGGGUAAAACCCAUUAUCAUAGGUCGUCAUGCUUAUGGGGAUCAAUAUAGAGCAACUGAUUUUGUUGUGCCGGGGCCUGGAAAAGUAGAGAUAUCCUAUACACCAAGCGAUGGAUCACCCAAAACGGUAUACCUAGUACAUAACUUCACAGAGAGUGGUGGUGUUGCCAUGGGGAUGUUCAAUCAAGAUAAGUCAAUCGAAGAUUUUGCACACAGUUCUUUCCAGAUGGCUUUGUCUAAGAAAUGGCCUUUGUAUCUGAGCACCAAAAACACUAUUCUGAAGAAAUACGAUGGACGUUUUAAAGACAUCUUUCAGGAGAUAUAUGACAAGCAGUACAAAUCUGAGUUUGAAGCUCAGAAUAUCUGGUAUGAGCACAGGCUCAUUGAUGACAUGGUGGCCCAAGCUAUGAAAUCGGAGGGGGGCUUCAUUUGGGCCUGUAAGAACUAUGAUGGGGACGUGCAGUCGGACUCCGUGGCCCAAGGUUAUGGCUCUCUCGGCAUGAUGACCAGUGUGCUGGUUUGUCCAGAUGGCAAGACAGUAGAAGCAGAGGCUGCCCACGGGACUGUCACCCGUCACUACCGAAUGUACCAGAAAGGACAAGAGACGUCCACCAAUCCCAUUGCUUCCAUUUUUGCCUGGACCAGAGGCUUAGCCCACAGAGCUAAGCUUGAUAACAAUAAAGAGCUCAGCUUUUUUGCAAAGGCUUUGGAAGAAGUCUGUAUUGAGACCAUUGAGGCUGGCUUCAUGACCAAGGACUUAGCUGCAUGUAUUAAAGGUUUACCCAACGUGCAACGUUCUGACUACUUGAAUACGUUUGAGUUUAUGGAUAAACUCGGAGAGAACCUGCAGUUAAAACUAGCCCAGGCCAAACUUUAAGGUCAUUUCUUGUCUUUGGAGGAUGUUUUUUUUUCUGGUAACUAGGGUCUACUGGUUUACAUUUUUCUCUAUAACUCUCAAGGGUAAAGGCAAAAUCAAUUUUGUAAUUUGUUUAGAAGCCAGAGUUUAUCUUUUCUAUAAGUUUACAGCCUUUUUCUUAUGCAUACAGUUAUGCCACCUUUGUGAACGUGGCCGGGGACUUUUUUUUAAAUUUUAUUUUCUACUAAUAGCCUAGGAAUUAUUUUUAAUGUCCACUUGUACUCACUGUCACUUUUUCUUAUGUGCUGAGAUCAAUGACCAAAGUCAACAGUGCUCAAAAGGAUAAACUAUAGCCACGGUGUUAUUCCCUGAAAUUGUAUAGAGAUUCAUUCCCUUUCUCGCUUUUCAUGGCCUGGGGCGCUGGGUCAUUCUAAUAUAACAGAUAUCUCAUUAUUUGCAGUAGAAGCUGCAUGUUAGACUUGAAUAUGAUUUGAAAUGAAGAGCAUGGCUGUAACUAAAACGUAUUGAAGACUCAUCUUUGUUAAGAGUUCUAGUUGAAUCUUUUAAAAAUACUAAAUAUUUUUGAGCUCCUUGGAGAAUCCAGAAGAAAUACUACCUGAGGGGGCGGGGGUUGUCCUCUGUGUUUGUCUCCUCCUCCUGGCCUUGUGUGGCCUAAGUAUUUUGCGACCUUGAACAGCAUGUUUCAUCCAAGUGCAAUAAUACAAGCUGCACCUUUUUUUUGGACCUCUGCUGGCCUCUUUUAUUUCCUUUAUGUAAAUGUGAUUUUUCAGAAGUUGAUUGUAAACACUAUCCUAGUCCUGUUCUUCAUCUAAACUAUCGAUUUUAAUUAAAAUUC